CCGUACCUUACACCAUCGACCGACCCAGCUGGCUAGCUUGACGGAUGUAAAUUCGCGAAACAUACUAUACCCGCCUGGCCAAAACAUGAGAGCGGCCUCUCCCUCCUUUCGACGACCAGAAGAAGAACUUCGAGACACAUUUUACAGCAACUGCCAUCUACCAAGAUGAUGCGCCAGAGCGAGAAGAGACAGGGCCGUAUGCCGCCGUCGGAGGAGGAGGACGAUGACCACAGCUACUUCACAUACCGCCCCCUGUCCAACCUACCGACACCCCCGCCGAGCUCCCGCGAGUCUUCCUCUACCCUCGACUACGACGUGCACGAGGGCGAUCCCGAACUCUUCAAAUUCAGAGGCCCCGCCAUCCACCUCGUCAACCUCAUACCCUCAUCGGCCUCUCUCGCCGACGCCUCUGUCCCUUUGGUCCAGGCCCUUCUCGCCCGCUGCCAACUCCCGCUCGAGACCGUCGCCCUGGCCGUCUGCAUCCUCGACGCCCUCGACGCGCGCUUCGCCCGUCACUGGCGGGUCUCCUGCCCUCUCGCCACACCAAAGCAGAGCAAGCGCCACACCCUGCCGCCUAGCCCGCACACCGCGCAGCUUCUGCACAUUGACUCGGUCGCGCCCGAGGUCAUCAUUCUCUCGGCGCUGGUGGUGGCCGCCAAGUUCACCGAAGAUCCGCAGGAGAGCACGGGCUACUACGUCGACCGCUGGGGCCGCGGCCAGUGGACGGCAGCUCAGCUCAACGCGACGGAGCGCUGCAUCAUGGAGUCGCUCAACUACCGGAUCAUGCCGCUCACGGAGGACGCGUGCAUCGCCGACGCCAUGGUGGACAUGCAGCUCGCUGGCCGGCAGCGGAGCCAGGGCUGGGACCCGCGGCAGCUUACGCCGCCCGAGAGCUGCAGCGAGGACGAAGAAGAGGAGGACGUCGCUCCCGUGGCUGCCACCGUGUUUGUUCCCGCGCAUAGCCGGGCCAAGACGAUGGUGACGGUGGGCGUGACGGCCUUUGAUUUUGAUGCGUCCGACGUGACGACGCCGCUGGCUUGAUUCUUUUUCUCUCUCGGGUUUGGGCUUCUUUCAUCAUCUGGCAUGGCAGGCAUGGCGUUUGGUAGUGUUUAUGAUAUCCCUCGGUUAUUCAUAUAGUACAUCUUCCUUAGUCAGGAAGGGAAGCUGGCCGUAUAAUUUGGGUGCACAAUAUAAGGCGACCUUUAUUAAUACCUCAACUUUCAAUCAUUGAUAGCACAACAACGCCUCUUCGCAGUAUUGAAAG
Molecule: messenger RNA, 1264 nt
Organism: Emericellopsis atlantica
Lineage: Eukaryota; Fungi; Ascomycota; Sordariomycetes; Hypocreales; Bionectriaceae
Exons: 2
Coding region: 166-1041 (291 amino acids)
Source: RefSeq, a predicted model, not a curated record